Messenger RNA from Drosophila hydei, 1049 nucleotides. It is a transcript of the gene rdhB, whose product is annotated as farnesol dehydrogenase. The record is from RefSeq and is a predicted model, not a curated record. Lineage: Eukaryota; Metazoa; Arthropoda; Insecta; Diptera; Drosophilidae. The coding region runs from base 200 to 943 and encodes 247 amino acids. The transcript is spliced from 5 exons.
GAACUGCAAGUUCGCCAAGUCAAUCGAAGCGGACGCAGACGCUGAACUGUGCAAUUGGCAAAGGCAGCGACCGACUGAGGCAGCCGCUGCGAUUGCUUGGGGGGCGAUAGCGCACAGCCUCCGCACAUCAGUUGCUCGAGGCACACGCAGUUGUUUGGGUUAUCUCUGAGUAGCUCUGUCUAUCUAUCAAGCAAGCGGCAUGGAGAGUUUCUACUGGCGCAAUAAGGUGGCGGUCAUCACGGGCGCUUCGGUGGGCAUUGGCGCUAGCAUAGCUCUGACUCUGGCCAAUGCGGGCAUGGUGGUGGUGGGUCUGGCCAGGCGCGUUGAGCUCAUUGAGGCUCUGAGCGCUCAAGUAACGGGCGAGGGUAAGAUCUUUGCGCGUCAAUGUGACCUCAGCGAUGAUGAACAACUUAUCAGCACCUUCAACUGGAUACGCGAGCGUUUCUUUUGCAUCCAUGUGCUCAUCUGUAACGCGGGCAUACUUAAGGCUAACUUUUUGAGCGAAUCGCCCACCAAGGACAUAAAGGAAUUGUUCGAUUUGAAUGUUGUGGCCACAGCGAGCUGUUUGCGAGAGACCUUAAAGCAUAUGGCUGCAAUAAAGGUGCGCUGUCAUAUUAUCGUUAUAAAUAGCGUGCUGGGGCAUCGCAUACCGGAUGUGCCUGUGCCCUUAUUCAGCGUUUAUCCGGCCACGAAGCAUGCAAUUACAGCACUUUGCCAGACGGUGCGCCAGGAAAUACAUUUUCUCAAAUUAAAUAUUAAAUUAACGAGCAUCUGCCCCGGCAUGGUGGACACAGAUUUUCUGAAUGUUUACUCACAGGCUGUCGAUGCAUUGCCCAAACUCCAGCCAGAGGAUGUGGCCAAGGCAGUUCUAUAUGCCCUCGACACUCCCGACGGUGUACAGGUGGAGGAUAUUAUUCUGCAGAAGAUGCGAAAUGUUGAAUAAAGCAAAAUCAGUUUAAAUUACAAAACAAUAUUCACUAAAUAUUCCACAGUUGUCUAUACUAUAUUACUCUUGGUAUAAUGAAACAAUAAGCAAUCACUUCAUUAAA